Molecule: messenger RNA, 7452 nt
Organism: Paramuricea clavata
Lineage: Eukaryota; Metazoa; Cnidaria; Anthozoa; Malacalcyonacea; Plexauridae
Source: the annotation of a GenBank genome assembly
AUUUUCAGUUUCGCCAUUUUGUUUUAAAGUCGCAAAAUGGGAAAACAUUUCAAGAAUUUUUUGAUAAAAAACAACGGUUUAUUUUACAAAUGAAAGCUGCAGGAAUACGUCCAGUGGUUCCUUAAACGAUGUACCUUGAUAUUUAUCUUUUAAAACUUAUAUAAAAUGGGAAAUUAUCCAGAUACGAAGCGAAAACAUGAGGAUUCUACGCUUGAUGAAAAACAAGAACAAAGUGUCGUAGAAUUGCCCAAAAAGUAUGUACAUUUUGUGAGAUUUAUGCUAUCUAUUUUGUUGUAAAUAAUACUAUAUCUUUAAGGAAAGUGGCAUUACCUGAUUUGGGCGAAAUAUUUUGAGUUGAAGUGGUCUUUAGCAGCUAAAUUUUACACUACACGACUCGGUCACUGAUGACCGAAUAUUUACAGUAGCAUUGUGACAUCGAGGUGUUAAUUUCUCAGAUUUCACAUAUACAGGGGUUUAUAUAAUAGUGUUGGGUUUGGUGUUAGCUCAGUGGUUGUUGAAAUCAUGUUUUCAAUAUAUUUAUCAACUGUGGCAUUGCAGAUUGUUAAAGUGACUGUGUUAUUGUAAAGUUCAUUUAGCAAUGGUUCAAUGACCAAUAUAUCCCGAGGCUAUUAUUCAAUAUUAACAUUUUAACACCACUGAGCUAUAUAUAUAUAUAUAUAUAUAUAUAUAUAUAUAUAUAUAUAUAUAUAUAUAUAUAUAUAUAUAUAUAUAUAUAUAUAUAUAUAUAUAUAUAUAUAUAGAAUUUCGCUUACCUCAAAAUUCCGCAACAGUCUGUUUCAUCAGUAAAGAAGAUACAGACUGUUGCGGAAUUGAAACAGACUGUUGCGGAAUUUUGAGGUAAGCGAAAUUCUACAUUUGCUCUAUCUUUAUGAUAUUGAGCACUCUUUGCGUUUCGUAUACACAAACCUACUCGUAUAUAUAUAUAUAUGUAUAUAUAUAUAUAUAUAUAUAUAUAUAUAUAUAUAUAUAUAUAUAUAUAUAUAUAUAUAUAUAUAUAUAUAUAUAUAUAUCUGGAGCAAGAACUUCAGUCAUUCGGCCUAUGAGAAAAGUGAAGCGAAGAUGGCGAAAAUUGACGUCCAAUAGCUCUGAAGGUCAUCAACAGUUUUAAUGCCAUUUUCCCCAGAUAAUUCCAAUGGAUUUUUCUAAUGGACUGUAUCGCUAAGCAAGUUAUCAGUUCAUAAAACCAUAGUGUUAUUCUUUAAAUCGAUGUCAAAAUACGAAGUUUUGGCAUACUCCUCGCCAGCUUUGUUUUAACCACGUAGGCAAAAACAAAGGGAGCCGGAACUGAUGCAAACUCCCUGAAUCUGUGCAAUUGGGGAGCAUUCAUUUUUUAGCUGGGGGGGGUGGGCCGGAAGAACUGAUGUCUAAUUCCAUGCUAAAACUUGGAACCCCUGAGAGAAAAGUUGAUAAAAAAUUAUGACCCCCAAUUUUUUUUCAUGAAAAAUUUUUUGACCCCUCAUCCUAACUAUUAUUAAUCCACACGGUGUCGUUUCCGUAGCGUUUCAGGGCCGUAGGAAGCUUUUUUAUAGGGGAGGGGUCUCGAGUCUCUGAAAUGGGGGGUCUAGAGUCUCUGAAAUGCCAUUUCCUGGACUUGGGGAAGUUUGACAGAAUUCUGAUGGUCAGAAAACAGCAUUUUAGUAUGUCGAAAUUUACAAUUUGGUAGUGCUAAAUGGGCAAAGGCGUAUUUAAUUAACUAUAUAUUGGAUAAAAGGCUAAAAGCUUUGAUCGGACAAAAGGUAAAAUUUUGCCAGACAAUGUUCGAUGACCAGCAUUAAUUUGCAGGCCUGAUUAUAUCACUCACAUUUAUGUACGAUAUAAAGGCUUUGUGUAUUAUGGAAGAUUGUUGAUAAUGAUGUUUUGUUUUAAAUUUAGGAAGAAACAGAGAACAACAUCAGAUUAUAUAUAUCACACACUCUUUGUAAAUGGACAGGACAGUGACGUUACACUUGUGGCCCUUGGUAAGCUUAUCAUUUUGAUGACUCAAUCUGAGUCGGUCAGCUGGUGGGCGACUCAAAAUCUCCUCCAAAUUCUUAAGAGUAUUCUUAGAAAAUAAAAUUAUCAAUAAUUUGACAGGUCUACUAAACUAUUGCCUGAUGGAUUCUAAUGAAAUGAAUUCCCAUUGCUUGUACAGGAAUUCUCCAACCAAAAUAUCUAAUACAUUGGUUUGAUUCUCAUUUUAGAUAUAGAAUGGAAACUGCAUAAGUUAUACCUUUGUCAGGUAUGAAGUAAAUAACGUAAAUUGGUGGUAGCCAAUAUUCUAUUGUAGGGAUCCACCAGUUAUCAUAUUUAGAUGUUGAAGUAGGAAUUUCACAAAUUUUCAAACUUUUGUGCUUACUUACAAAUGGUCAGGGCUCAAAAUAACGGCCAGUCAACGGACAAUGACCGGCCAAAAAUGCCUCUUGGCCAGUCACUUUUUACCUCACCGGUCAUUUUGACCAGCCACAUUUUCAUCCUGAAUUCAAACAUGAAACUAUCAUGUGUCGAAACAAAUUUCUAAUAGUUUGUUUCACUGUUAGUGUAAGCAUAUCAAUGACCGGUCAAAAACAGAUUUUGACUGAGGACCUAUUGUAUCUCCCGUUAUUUUUGAGCCCUGUAAAUGGUAGACAUGAGUAUCAAAGCUUUCGUGUCUACUACUGCUCACAGAAAGUAUAUACAUAACUUUUUAUGCAAUUUUUUUCAUUUGUUUGUGUUUUAUUCUCUAGUCCAAUUAUUUCAAGAGUAUGUUUACUGGAACAUGGAAGGAAUCUCAGCAAAGCCUUAUCAAGCUUGAAAUUCCUGAUGAAAAUAUUGAUGAGGAAGGUAUAUGUUCUGUGCUAAAUUUCUUGUGCAUUACCGUAAUUAAAGUCAGUGAUGAGAAGUUCCUUUGUGUAGUUGUAUAAGUUGCUUUCAGUCAUAUGGGAACGAUUCAAUUAGGUUUUACAAUUAACUUUAGGUUUUUCUGAGAAUGUACAGUAGCAACAUUGUCUGGACCGAUAGCAAUAUCUGGACGUAGCAGUAUUGUCUGGACCUCUAAUGAGAGCAGUUUAGAACUGACAGAGCUAUCCAUUAUUCAGGUAGUUUAGUUCAGGCUUCCUCUUCUUGUAACACUGGACCAACAAAGGCCGGCCAUUCCUGGACCUGUAGAUAGAACACUGUCAGAUAAGAAUCUGUAGAGUCACCCAUGCACUGCAAAUAAAAUUAGCUAAAUAUUACUUUAGUUUAUGAUCACAUACUUAGCCUUGGCUAAUAAAAGCCUCAUUUUCUGGAUUGAGAUAUCAUCUGUAUAGCCCUAGAUCUUGUUACCGGGGUACCGAUGACAAGCCUUAAAAUAUUGGUCGGUCACGGACAUUGUCCGACCCAUUCGUGAAAUUGUCAUUCGGACUUAUUUCCGAGUCAAAACUGAACUGAAGGUCAUCGGACAUAUGUCUGACCCAAACUCAACGUCACCGGACAUUUUGUCAGACGGCCCUGGAAAAGGCCCUAUGUCUGGAGUUGCUUGUAACUCCACACAAAGGGCCUUCGCUCGAGACGUCCAAAUUCUCCUUAUAUUUUUCAGGUAGUUGCAUGGGCGUACGGGCCUAAUCUUGUUUGGGGGGGGGGCAAAUUAAACAUUAAUAUUUCCCCCAAAAAUUGGGGGGGGGGGGAUGAGGUCACCAAAAAAUUUUUCCUGGACAUGCCAAAAACCUGUCUGCAAACAUAAAACAUAUGAAAAUUUCACAUAAUUUUUGCAAAUAUACAAAAGUUCACAUAAUUUUCGCAAAUAUACAAAAAAAAUUUCAGGACAUAAAUUUUUAUGUUUUGCCCGACCGUAAAAAUUGGGGGGGGGGCACAUGCCCCCUGUGCCCCCCCGGCCCAUACGCCUAUGGGUAGUUGCAUCCCUACCAACGAAAACUUGUUCAUAUUCUUGACACUGCCACAGACAUAAUUAUAUCAAGGUCUUUUAUAUUCACUGAUGUAUUAACUUAACGAGCGAAAACGAGAUGCUAUAGCUAAAGCUAGGUACUUUCCACAAGGGUGUAUUAUAGAAGCAAAUUCUGUUUUUGUAGCUUUACAUACAGCAUUUGGUUCAUUUUAUUGUGACGAAGUAGAAAUUUCAUCUUGUAAUGUUGUCCCACUUAUGGCUGUCGCAUGUAUGUUUCAGCUGGUAAGUUUCUCGUAUUUUCUACAUGAGCAAAACUGCCAUAAAUAUACUGUACACGCUAGGAUCAGAAUCAGUUUUAUUUGCACUUAUUUCUAGCUUACAAAAUAUGAAUUACUUAUAUACCAUAAAUAUUUACAUUAUAGUUAUAUACAAUAAGAGUAUCUAUUUUACAAAUGAAGAGCGCGUAGUAGCCAAAGGGAAAAGGAGCAAAAGCUUCCGAGUUGCCAAUACAGUAUGUACCCAGGGUCUUAGCUAGAGGGCCGUGUUGGCCGGGUUAUCACGGCCAAAAAAGGAAAAACUCGGCUAGAUAAAAUGAACGCGGCUUCAUUAUUUAUAUAAGGCCGUGAGGUUCAUAAAAUAAGAUGGUGCUACUUACAACAGACAGAAUUUCUUUCUAUUUACGUCAUAAGAAAGUUUGUAAAAUCUAUUGUUGUUGUUGAAAUUGGCAAAAGUGAUCCGUGAUGUUUUACUGUUUUGAUGGAUAGUAGGAACCGUUCAGGUGUUAAAGUGGUUUUAAAUACCCACAAGAGUUGCUGAAAUAACUUAAUAUUUUAAUGUCAGUGCGCAAUAUGAGUAUAUGCUCGCCUUGUAUUUGGUUGCAAAGCAUAGAACAACCACAGGCAUUGUCCGUUGUUGUAGAACCGUGAAUUUGGCUAUUCAAGGUAAUUGACAUGUGCACACCCUGGUCAUUUAGAAACACGACCAAGAUCUAAAAUCCUAGCUAAGUCCCUGUAUGAGGUUAACAGGAAAAAUGAACGCAAAAUAAGUAAAAGUAGCCUGGUUGGAUUCAACCACGUUUUGGUGUUUUUGAAUUAGCCUUUCUCACGAAGGCCAAAAUCCGCCAUUUUGAGGGGUAUUUUCUGCCCUCGUGAAAGAUUCUAGACAAUUUAAAGAGGGUGAAAAGCGGCUCUUAAAAGUUGUAACUGUAAAUUUACCAUUAUACUGUACAAACAACUAUAAUACUAAAAAGUUGUAUCUCGUGGUGCGGAGACUCUCAAACGUUGAAGAGGCAGUACCCCAAGAAUGGGGGUAAGACAGGCUUUUAGCCAGAAGGGCGUCCUGGGACGCCCCUAGAACGAAAAAUGGACGCCUUUAGACGCCCAAAUUCUGGGGGGAAAGAGAGAUUAUUAUCAAUUGUUUCCCUAAGUAUAUUGAUAUAUCUGAAACGAAAUAGCUUCAAUUCUCAUUAUUAUUAUACAUUAGACAGUUUGAUCAAUUUGAUGGUAUACCUGGCUGAAUGAGUAAAGAAGCAUAGCGGCACAAACUCACAAAGCCAAGUGUGUUUGACAAAUUUCGAACGAGCUUGGAACAGAUACUGACAUGAAGUAACGUAAACUUCAAAGGAUUUCCAGAGGAACGUUUUCUCGAAACCCCCUCCCCUCCCUUUACUGUAGAUGUAUCGUACCAAAAUUGGACGCCCUCUUUUAGGACCCUGGCUAAAAGCCUGGGGUAAAAUACUAAAAUUGGCUGUGAGAAAGGCUAAUUUUACAUUUUUUAUAUUGUCUAGGACGGUUUACUUGCCAAUUGUGCUGAAAUGAUGAUUGAGAAUUUGGGGAGCGAGACGGUAUGUCGAUACUAUACGGCUGCUAUACAGUACGGUCAACAAUCUGUGGAGACUAAAUGUCUUGAAUGGCUGGAAAGAAGGCUUACGUCACUGGAAAGAAGGCUUACAUCAAGCGCCAUUGUUGAACUGUUCAGGAAUAUCAGGUAGUUAAUAUCAAAUCAAAUUUAUUUUUAGCCAUAAAGAAAUAAUAUCACACAAAAGAAAGAAUAAAUAUACAUUAUAGUUGGCAAUGGAGCCCAAUAGAAACAAUAAGGCUUAUUAAUUUUGGGCUACCUUAAUCGUACUAUUCAUAUAAGUGGAAUAAUUCGUGCACAAUUGGAGACAAAUCCGAAUUCAUUAGUGUAAUUACAUAUUAAGCAUCUACCUAUAGUGACCGUUAAUUUAUAUAAUAAAUUGGAACUAGUUGUUCAAAGUUAAAAAAAAAAAGAUAUUACGUGUAAUGUCAGAAAUUAAAAAAGGAGAGAUUUAACAAGGGUGGUAUAUUUAUAGGUAUAAUGAACACUAUUAUAGAAAUUAGGUGUUAGGGAUUUAGGGGAUAAUAUGUUAAAGAUUAAAAAGAUAUUCUUUAAGUUUUUUCCGAAAACUAAAUUAAUUCAUUUCAAUUAAAAAAAAAACACAAUAAAAACCAAUACCAGCGAGCAUUUUCGAAAAGUAUAAGACAAAACACAAUCGGAAGAUUAGUAUCUUGUACUCAAGAUAUAAGUCAAAGCAUGACGACGGAUGAGUUUGUGAUAUUUCGAUAACUACAGUAGUUAAUGAUUUUGAAAAUCUUGGACAUCCAUUACCUCGACCAAUUCAUUUCAUCAAGUUCCUCGAGAUAUUCAUACACUUCCUGUGAAAGAGCCAAUUCCAAGUAUUUGAUUAUUUCUGGUCACUUCCUUUCUAUUUAUGAUUGGUUAGUUGCACAAACAACAAAGGUGAUUGGUGCAUUCAAACUAUUCAACAGGAACUUUACAAUUAUACUAGGAAGUGUAUGAAUAUCUCGAGGAACUUGAUCAAAUGAAUUGGUCAGCCCGAGGUAAUGUAUUGAAUUAAUAUUUGAGGAACACUUCAAUUGGAACGACAGUAACAAAAAUAGACAAGAUUUUGCCGUUGUCUGUUCAGUGAUAGAUACACAGUAUGACAUUAUAAUGUGGAAAGAACAAAUCAUCACGAGGCGAUGAUUUACAACAAAAUAUUGGCAUUUACUCAUGUGAAUAAAUCUGUUUUUAGCGUUGACCUGAUGGAGAAGGUGAUCAAAUCACCAAACCUCUUUGUGAUGCAGAUAGAGGUGGACACCUACAACCUCGCCAAGAUGUGGAUGUUUUUGAAACUGAAUAGUUCUUGGGAGGGAAGGAAGAAAGACUUGCUAUCUGAUGCAAAUGCCCACUUUCAGGCACGGACUGGGGACAGGGCAUUCCUCGAGACCGAUGAAGGGUCAAAAUAUACCUGCGUGUUUCAGGCUGUCAGGUUACAGAACGUGAUAUGUGACGUAAAAGCUGUCAGACAAUUAGAUCAAGACAAGAUUAUACCUAACGGUAAGGAUUUUUCGUCGUCGUUUCAUGUUAUAUACACACUGAACAACAUGAGCUCCACCUUUGAAUUUACUAUAUGAUUAAUUUCUAAACACGUCCGAAUUUAUCAUUAUGAUAAAUUCGCGGCACAUUUUGAACUUAUCAAUAGAGUUAAUCAUAAAAGCACAAGCAUUAGACAAGACUUCUUGUUAUAAAUGUAAUGGCACUAAAUUUUUGUUAAAAAUAAAUGGCAC